Molecule: messenger RNA, 2482 nt
Organism: Neltuma alba
Lineage: Eukaryota; Viridiplantae; Streptophyta; Magnoliopsida; Fabales; Fabaceae
Exons: 8
Coding region: 94-1830 (578 amino acids)
Source: RefSeq, a predicted model, not a curated record
AUCCAGGGGUCUUUUUCGUGUUUGCGGUACGCGCCAAUGCAGAUUAUUGUCGGCUCCGUUCGUCUACUCUGAACGCUGCUCCAACAUUGAGCAAUGCCGGAGUUGGGGUUUCAGGACCGAUCCUCGUCGAGGGCGGAACUCAGACCUCGCGAUUGUAGCCCGGACUCUGUUAUCUUUACUCUUGAAUCUAACUUCAGUCUGUUCUCCUCUGCUUCUGCCAGUGUCGAUCGCUGCUCCUUUGCAUCUGACGCUAAUGAGCAUGACUCCCUCGCCUCUGAAAUUUCCCUGCAAUUGAGAGUGCGGGAUGGUGAUUUUUCUCCCAUCGAGAAUUGGUGUGGUCCGGAUCCAGAUUCAGAUCCAAACAAACAUGCAGCAAACAAGAAGCAUAGUCGCUUCGUGAGAGAGGAAGAAAAGGCAAAAGUUCAAAAAGAAGACAGCGAUGCUGACGACGUUGAAGACGGUAAUCAACUCUUGGAAUUGGAUUCUGCUAGAAACUCUUUCUCUCUGGCCCUUAAAGAAUGCCAAGAUCGUAGAUCAAGAUCUGAAGCUUUAUUGAAAAAGCCAGACCGGCGAAGGCCUGCUUCUUUAGAUCUGAACAGUGCAAUUGGAUCUUCACCUCGACUGGGAACCAUGAAGAAGAGUUCAGCAUCAACUCGCAGGUCUAACAAUUUCCCUAGUCCUGGAACACCGAAUUAUCGGCAUGCUGGUGUAGUAAUGCAGAAGGGCUGGAGCUCUGAGCGAGUUCCUUUGCAUACCAGUGCUACCAGGAAGCAAGUCAGUGCGGCUCUGUUGCCUUUAAAUAAUGGAAGAACAUUGCCAUCAAAAUGGGAAGAUGCUGAGAGAUGGAUUUUCAGCCCUGUUUCAGGAGAUGGUAGGGGGAGAUGUUCCCUGCCACCACCCCAGAGGAGGCCAAAGUCAAAGAGUGGUCCGCUUGGUCCCCCUGGAUAUGCGUAUCAUUCGCUCUAUUCAUCGGCAGUGCCCAUGCUAGAAGGUGGAAAUGCUGGAAAUUUCAUGGCAGGUUCUCCAGUAACUGCCGGUGUUAUCCGAGCCGAUGGAUUGACAAUCCAUUCUAGUGGUCAUGAUGGAGUACUUCCGACUCGAGCAGAUCCUUGCAUGGCCCGCUCUGCUAGUGUGCAUGGAUGCUCUGAGAUGCAGAAUCAGUCACUUUUGUCUUCCCAAGAGGAAAAGUUCGAUGGCUCUAAUGAUGCGGCCACCAAUGUGUCUCGUGUCGUUUCGAGGAGGGACAUGGCCACCCAGAUGAGUCCAGAGGAUAGUCCAUGCUCCUCUCCCAGUAUGAGGGCUUCUUUCUCUGUCUCCCCCACACCUGUGCUGCCCAUCAUAGAUUUCCAGAGAGCCUCUUCUAAUAUGGAUAUCAGGGAUGUGCAGAUAGAUGAACUUGUCACCAUGACAAGGUGGUCCAACAAGCAUAGAGCCCUAUUCACUGGCAGAGGCUCGGAAUAUGUCGACAACUGGAAAAAGAAAGAAAGAAGUGCCCAGUCUUCAGCUUGGGAUGUUUCUGAAACUGCAAAGGGUGCUUCAAAGGUUAAGAGGGAGGAAGCUAGAAUCACUGCUUGGGAGAACUUGCAGAAGGCAAAAGCUGAGGCAGCAAUAAGGAAACUAGAGAUGAAGUUGGAGAAGAAAAGAUCAUCUUCUAUGGAUAGGAUUAUGAACAAGCUGAAAUCGGCUCAGAAGAAAGCCCAGGAAAUGAGAAGCUCAGUUUCCGACAACCAGGCCCAUCAAGUUGGCAAAAAUAUCCACAGGGCUCUAUCUUUCCGUAGACCAAGCCAGAUGGGCUCUUUGAGUGGAUGCUUCACCUGCCACGCCUUUUGAUGCGUCAUCCUCUACUGUUUAUUCCAUUGUACAUGUGAUGCUGGGUUUCUGAAGAAUUUAAAAGGAUCAUCUGCAUCUGAAAGAAUGUUGUGCUGAAUAGAGCAGUCACUACUCUGACACUCACUUGGUGUUACUGCAGUUUUGAAGUUCAUAACAUCAGCACCUGAUCUGGUAUUCAUCUCCGCUUUCCCAAGAAAUCUAUAAUCUGCAGGUUGUCAAAUCUAGACCAUUGAAUCAAUUAAUUUGUCAUCUGAAUUCAUGACAUCUGAGCAAUCUAGAUACUCUGUUGGAUAUAUCAAUAUGUCUUGAUCUUUUAUGAUGCACAGUUGAAUAUUUAGAUUAUUCACGUGUCAUGAUUUUAGUAGGUAGAUGACGAAUUAUUUGAUUCAAGGCUUGAAUUUAGCGAACUUCAGCUGUGAGUGUCCUGAAGAUCUAAAUCCUCUCCGUGGAAAGCGCUAAUGAAAGGCCAGGUUUCCUCAUCCUUGAGAGUGACUAGUUAAUAAUAUGUAUUUACUCACGUCAAUCUUUAGAAAUAAGCUUCUUUUGUAAACUUCUCUGCCUCCAAUCCUUGAUGACUGUUCGUGGUCAAAUGUAAUCUAGCUACACUAGAAAAUAUUAUGCACGCAGCUCUAUUAUUUAUUCUUUCCUUCAA